Messenger RNA from Carassius auratus (goldfish), 2738 nucleotides. RefSeq names its product protein phosphatase inhibitor 2-like. Bases 248 to 871 code for a protein of 207 amino acids. The record is from RefSeq and is a predicted model, not a curated record. Gene Ontology annotation, molecular function: protein phosphatase inhibitor activity. The transcript has 6 exons. Lineage: Eukaryota; Metazoa; Chordata; Actinopteri; Cypriniformes; Cyprinidae. Gene Ontology annotation, biological process: regulation of signal transduction.
CGAGACUGACUGCGGCGCCCUAUUUCCUUUCCUCGCUGUAAGUGUGAGGGCUACAGCAGAAAUCGAGUCAUCAACCAUCACAAAUUUUAGUCACAAGCAGCGUUCAAGUUUUAUUUGUAGGCGAGCAACACACCAGCUGUUCACAAGGUAGGCCAGGGUGUAGUUUCUGAAGCGCCCCGGCCUGUUUGAGGCGUUUGUUUGAGGCGUAAACAGUGUAAAAGAGGAGUUGUAGGAGUGUUUGACGGUUAUGGCAGCAUCGCGUCCCGUUAAAGGGAUCCUGAAGAACAAAUCCAGCAUCAAAGCCCGAGCAGAAGAGCCAGUCCAGGACACCCCAGAACCAGGAGCCCCGUUCAACUCUGAAGACGACCAAGAGAAGAAAUCACAGAAAUGGGAUGAAAUGAACAUUUUGGCCACAUAUCACCCGGCAGAUAAGGACUAUGGGCUGAUGAAGAUAGACGAGCCCAGCACGCCGUUCAACAGGAUGGUGGGCGAUGACGAGGAUGAGGGGGCGCUCAGCGAUUCGGAAGGGAACACAGUCCUACCCGGAGAGGACCUUGCUAAGAAGCUGGCGGCAGCGGCAGCAGCAGCGGAGGAGGAAGACGCAGGAUCUCGCUUCAUGGAGGAGCCGGACGAGGAGAGCAGUGAGGAAGAGGAGGAGGAGUUGGGUCCGGAGGAUCAAGCCAGAAAGAAGCAGUUUCAGAUGAUGAGGAAGAUGCAUUAUAAUGAAGGUAUGAACAUUAAACUAGCUCGACAGCUCAUCGCCAGCGAGCUGGAAGAGGAGGAAGACGAGGACGAAGAGAUGAAGGAUGACACGGAGACCGAGGACAUCACCGUCGACCCCCCACAAGAUGCAGAUUCCUUGGAUUCAUAAGGAUGUCAGGAUGUGUCCCUCUGCUCAUGCCUUGUCCCAUGAACGUCUGGAAAUCGGUUCAGCUCCAGGAUCCCCCUCCACCCAGUGUCCCCCCCCUGACAUAUCACCCAGCUCCCUCAUUUGCCAAAGGUUCACUGUCAUACCGCUAGAAAGGAGAGUGUUAUCCUAGCGCUCCAGCCCUGGACUCCUCUGACCAGUUCCCCACUGUCUGUUAUUGGUUUAAUGUCCUCUGAACAGCAUGCUCUCUGCUCGGGGGGCACAGAUGUGCUCUUGGGCUUCGACACACACCGCUCACACGAGCUCUGCUGUAUGCAUGGCUUCUCAAAACCAUGUUUAAUUAGAUUGGCACUAAUAGUAUAAAACAGGAGAGUAUUACAGAGCUAGCUAGAAAACUACUGAUCAGCAGAGCGAACCCUUUUGGUUGUCUCUGCAGAAGAUUUUAAAGGUGCGCAACGGUUUUGACACUUACUGAGCUUUCUUUGUGUUGAUUGAUUGCCUUUUUUUUUUUUUCUAAACGCUGAGGUUAUUCGUUUCUGUGAUUUACUGAAGAACGUAAUUAUCCUGUAGUACCAAAAAUAAUGAUUUUGACACCUUGACCCAGCUUGAAAUCGCAGUUGUUAUUCUGGUGUAUUUAUCAAUUUAUAGUCAUGAAUACUCGCACAAUAUAUAUAUAUAUGUAGGUUGUAUAACAAAAAAAGCUAAAUGGGUGAAUAUUGCAAAACCUGACAAGAACAUGUCUAGGCCAUAUUUUGACUUCAAAACCAAAAGAGAGAAGAUGUGUGAUUUUUGCUCAUUACUUUAAUCCCAAAUUAUCGUUACUUGAAUGCAAAACGACUCAUUACUGUAAUGGAAGAAAAUGCUCAGACUCACUGCUGUAAUAUAUUCAAACACUAAAUACUACUGUAAUGUUAAUUACCAUAAUACAAAAUCAUAUUCUGGCCCUGUACCAUAAUGCAAAAAAUAUAUAUAAUAAUAGAGUAAAUAAAUAUAAAAUAUUCAGGCUUGUUAUAAUAAAAUAAAUACUCAAAAAUGUUCUGAUUUACUGUAAAAACUAUUGUGACUCAUUACCAAGAUGCAAAUAAUAAUAAUUUUGACUAAUUACCAAAAUUCUAAAAAAACAACAACACCUCGCUUUACUGUAACAUGAAAACCGAUAAUAAAACAAACAAAAAAACAUCCAGAUGCAUUACAUUAAUGAAUAAAUAAUAAAAUAUAUGAAAACGUUAGUUCGUAUAAACUUGAUUCGUGUAUAAUUUUAAUGAAGGAACCAAAUAAUAAACACAUUUUUGUCCUUUUGAUUUACUGAAAACACAUUCUAAUAACAACAAUAAAGAAGCUCUUGACAGGUCUUCUGAAAUUCAACCACAUAAAUCGAGACGAUGCAUUUUAGGCUGUUUAUUGUCCACAUGAAGACGAGGUCUGUUUCGGAGAAUCUCCUGUCGGUGUGAAUGUGUUUUCACUCGGCCUGCCCUCGACUGAAUGAUGGCAGGAAAUGAUGUAAUCUGUCAAAACUGUGCUGGACACAUUGAACACAGGAGCGCUUUGCAUAUUUCUGAAUUGGUUACCAGUUUUUAAUGAGUAAGGAUGAAAGAGGUCUGGUUUGGUCCUGAACUGUCCCAUCAGUUAUGGACAUGCAUUCAUAUUUGAGUAAGUCAACUAUAGUUUAAUCCUGCAUUCAUACAUCACAAGUGCUUUGAUUUUAUCAUUAUGUUGAAUUAAAUUUUUUCUUCCUCAUACGUUCUGAGUAAUUUGACCAUUUCUGUGUCCAAUGUAUUCUUCCCCAAGAUCGUUUGUUUCUUUUCCUAAACAGGAUUGUCAAAUGAAAAUGUACGUAUUUGUCAGUGAUUAAAAUGUUGGUAUGAACUUG